UGUUACCUCACUAGCUGUCACUUGUUAGUCGAUCUUGGCUCUCCCCCGUCUCCUCCUCGGAGAUCAGCCAGUAUUACGUGAAGUCCGGCUCUCUCUCUCCCUACUGGUGUCUCGGAAAACGACGUGUGUGUUUGUGCUCCGUAGUUGAUUUCAACAGCUGUUUGAGCUCCAGUUGUGUGUGUCUGGCUGUUGGCAAAGGAGUGUGUGUGACUGUAUGCAGGCAUGAGCAAAGCUGCCAUAGGUAGACAGAGGUCCCUAGAGUGCGUGCCUGUGCGGCGCAGGAGUGGCACCAGUCCUGAAGAGAAGUGUCAUGGUUGUGGCGAGGAGUUCCCAAAGGAAGGUGUCACCAUCCUCGAUGCAAUGAGCAAGGCUUGGCACGUUGAGUGUUUCAGGUGCUGUGUGUGUCAGACCACUCUACCUGAGAGCUACUAUGCCGUGGACGACCGGCCGUACUGCAUGGACCACUACUACGAGACCACUGCACACAGGUGUCAGGCAUGUGGAACCUACAUCACUGGACCUACCAUGACUGUGGGCAUGUCCAGGAUGUACCAUCCCGAGUGCUUCACCUGCAGUUCAUGUGGAAUACCUCUGGGAGAGAGAGAUCCAUACACUCUCUAUAACACUGGACAAAUCAGAUGUUGUGACUGCUGUGCGAGUGAGGAGAGGAGAGAGGGAGGAGGAGGGGUGGUGAGGAGAGAUGGGGGAGGAGGAGAAGUAGAGACUUAUUCCAGCAUCCAACUCAUCAAGAUACCUCUCAGUAAAAAACCUGUCAAAUUCAGAUUGGAGGGUUCUCCCCCGGGAGUCAAGAUGGCAGGAGGAGUGCCUGGAUUCUCAGCCCCUCGGCUGCCUCUGCCGGGGCAGAAGGUGGCCAAGAAGAAUGCACUCAAAAUUGAAAAGUUACCUCGGAGUCUGGUAGGGAGUCCUCUGAGACCAGGAGACGAUAUUCUGGAGAUCAACGGAGUCGCCAUUGUGGACCAGGACCAGAAGGAAAUCAAUGGACUCAUGCACGCAUAUGAGGACUGUCUCUAUCUCACCAUUGAGAGGAAGACACCACUCUCUACCUCCACUGCCACUACCAACAGGUCCAGUGGCCCCAAACCCAUCCCCUUGCCUAGAAAGAAUCGACCAGUCCAACCCACCACCCCUGGAGGAGGGGGAGGGGGAGCAGUGGGGAGAGAGUACCAGUGCCUCCCACCAAUCAUCCCUCCCCGGCCAUCAGUUACCCCUCGUCGAGGAGUGGCUAGCCCCAACAGAACAACACACUCUCUCAGUACACAGUGCUCUGGUGACAUGGUCAACCCUGCUCCAGAGAAUCUGAGGUCGUGGAGAACCAGAUCAAUUCCUGCAUUUGACCGCAGCGCUGACUACACCAGAUGUUUCAGGCUGAGUGACCUGGAGAUUGGUGGGGUCAUUGGUCAAGGCUUCUACGGUGCCGUCACUAAGGUUCGACACCGCUACACAGGGCAGGAGAUGGUGAUGAAGGAGAUGGCUCGAGUCACUGACGACACAAAGAUAUCCUUCCUGAAGGAGGUGCAGCUGCUGAAGAGUCUGAACCACCCCAACAUCCUCCAGUUCAUAGGGAUCUUGUACAAGGAGGGCAAGGUCCUGGUCCUCAUCACAGAGUACGCCGACGGAGGGACGCUCAGGAAGACCAUCAAGAACACAGACAGACUGUUCCCAAUGUACCUGCGGAUCUCCAUUGCCAGGGACAUUGCAGCUGGCAUGAGCUAUCUCCAUGGGAAGGGAAUUAUCCACAGAGACCUUAACUCCAAGAACAUCCUACUAAGAAAGGGCCUGACAGCCCUAGUGGCAGACCUGGGACUGGCCAGGAUGUUCCAUCCAAUGGAGAGAAGGGAGUCCAACAAGACCAAUGGGAGGGCACGAGGUGGCAGGAGAAGGAUGACAGUGGUGGGGACACCAUACUGGAUGGCUCCAGAGAUGCUGAGGGGAGAGAGCUACGAUGAGAAGGUGGACAUCUUCUCAUAUGGCAUCGUAGUGUGUGAGAUACUGACUAGAGUAAAGGCAGACCCCGAUCAGCUCCCACGAACAAAGACAUUUGGUCUGGAUGUGGAGGGAGUGAGGGGAAUGAUUGGCAACUGUCCUCCUCCCUUCUUUCAUCUGGCCACCGAGUGCUGCGAUCUAGACCCUGAUAAGAGGCCCAAUUUCACUCUAAUUGAGCAGGGGCUGAACCGACUGCUGGCUGUUGCCAUGUCAGCAGAGCCAAACUUCUCGUCUCUGGAUGAAAACUUCUAUCGACUCCUUCAGUCAGAACGCUUUCAGGUCCCGUCUCCUCGUGAUAUCAGUGAUGAAGAGGUGCAACAGUUGGUGGAGUCUGGAGAUGCCACGAAAUUCAGAGUUCCUCUCAGUCUUGGAGAACCUCACACUGAGAAAGACAACGCUGGGAAGGACUGCCAGGCCUAUGAUGUCAUUAUUAGCUCCAAAUUCUUUGACGUCAUUGAGAAGAGACCAGUGAUGAAGAAUUUUCUCCUGACUCUGGCCAUCGAAGGACUGGAAGACAAGUACAACAUCCUCCUCUCCAGAGACUGCACUGUUCUGAAAAACCGCAAGUUCAUUGGAGCUCUUCCAGAGCAGACUGUUCGUCAGAAACCUAAACCAUUCAUCAUCGAAGUUGACAAUAAGGAGAGUGGGGUCCAACAGUCACCUUACACCAAGACCCAGGAGAUGGAGAGAGAGGGUAAAGAGCCAGUCUACACUCUACUGAGAGAUCCAGUGGAAGGAGACCUGCCUCAGUACCUGGUCAUGGAGGUGCAGCUCCCCGGAAUUGGAUCAUCACGGCAGAUAUGUCUGGAGGUGGGAGAAGACAGACUCCAACUCAGCACUCGACCCAAGCUCUACCUGUUGCACCUUGACCUCCCCUACCUACUGGAUCCUGACUCAGGUGGCGCUCAGUUCAACAUCCACACCACCACUCUGACUGCCACACUACAUGUGACUGGUCUAGCUCCCACCCUCUCAUAGUACACUGUUCAGCAUCCACACCACCACUCUGACUGCCACACUACAUGUGACUGGUCUAGCUCCCACCCUCUCAUAGUACACUGUUCAGCAUCCACACCACCACUCUGACUGCCACACUACAUGUGACUGGUCUAGCUCCCA
This is a messenger RNA of Geodia barretti, 3123 nucleotides long. The record is from the annotation of a GenBank genome assembly. NCBI's taxonomy places the organism in Eukaryota, Metazoa, Porifera, Demospongiae, Tetractinellida, Geodiidae.